AUGACAAGCUGUGGGAUAGCAAAAAGCCAAACUUUGAAGACAAAGGAUGGAGAUCUUCUAUUGGACUACUCUAAAAAUCUCAUUGAUGAGGAAGUCUUCAAACGCCUUCUUCAGCUGGCCAAAGACAGGCAAGUUGAGCAGAUGAGAGAUGCAAUGUUUUCUGGAGAGAAAAUUAAUUUCACAGAAAACCGUGCUGUGUUACACGUGGCUCUGCGCAACAGGUCUAACACACCCAUUAAUGUGAAUGGAAAAGAUGUGAUGCCUGAUGUAAACCGUGUCCUGGAGCAUAUGAGAGAGUUCACAGAGUCUGUGAUAGGGGGCAGUUGGAAGGGCUACACCGGUCAGUCCAUCACAGAUGUGGUCAACAUUGGUAUAGGAGGUUCAGAUCUGGGCCCUCUGAUGGUGACAGAGUCUCUCCAGCCCUACAGGAAGGGUCCUAAUGUUCAUUUUGUCUCUAAUAUUGAUGGCUCACACUUGGCAAAGACGUUGAUGAAACUGAACCCGGAGACCACUCUUUUCAUCAUUGCUUCUAAGACAUUUACAACUCAGGAAACAAUCACGAAUGCUACAUCUGCUAAAGCCUGGUUCUUAGACAAAGCUAAAGAUCCAGCAGCUGUGGCCAAACACUUUGUUGCCCUGUCUACCAAUGGUCCCAAAGUUAAAGAUUUCGGUAUUGAUGAGAAGAACAUGUUUGAAUUUUGGGAUUGGGUGGGAGGAAGAUAUUCCUUAUGGUCUGCUAUUGGUCUCUCUAUUGCUCUUUUCAUUGGUAUGGAUAACUUUGAAGAUCUCUUGGCUGGUGGUCAUUUCAUGGAUCAGCAUUUCUGUCAGGCCCCUCUUGAGAAAAAUCUGCCGGUCAUCCUGGCUGUUGUGGGUAUAUGGUACAGCAACUUCUUCAAGGCGGAAACCCAUGCUUUGUUGCCUUAUGACCAGUAUAUGCACAGAUUUGCAGCCUACUUCCAACAAGGGGACAUGGAAAGUAAUGGGAAGUAUGUUACGAGGAGCGGACUGCGUGUGAACUACAGUACAGGGCCUAUAGUGUGGGGGGAGCCUGGCACCAACGGCCAGCAUGCUUUCUACCAGCUCAUCCAUCAAGGUACACGGUUGGUUCCUGCUGAUUUCUUCAUCCCCGUGGAAACCCAUAACCCCAUUCAGGGAGGUCUCCAUCAUGAGAUUUUGGCUGCUAACUUCCUGGCCCAGACCGAGGCAUUGAUGAAAGGGAAGACUGUUGCUGAGGCAGAAGAGGAACUGAAAAGCUCUGGGAUGAGUCCAGACCAGAUUGCUCAUAUCUUACCACACAAAGUCUUCGAGGGAAAUCGUCCCAGCAAUUCCAUUAUGUUCCAGAAACUGACUCCUUUUACCCUGGGCGCCCUUGUAGUGAUGUAUGAACACAAGAUAUUUACCCAAGGCACAAUCUGGGACAUUAACUCUUAUGAUCAGUGGGGAGUGGAGCUUGGCAAGCAGCUGGCUAAAGUAAUCCAACCUGAACUGAAGGGUAAAGAUCCAGUCAACUCACAUGAUGCCUCCACCAAUGGGCUCAUUAACUUCUUCAAGAGCCACAAGAAAUGAGCUCAAGUUAUUUACUGGAACUUCCAUUGGCACAGAAGUUUUUUGGGAGAAGUACAUUGCUUUGUCAGUUAACCUAAUGAUGGACAUCUUGUCUUAAAACAAAAAAUGGGGGAAUUUGUGAAAACUAAAAAAUGGUAUUGCCUGUUGUUAAACAUGAUGUGGGGAAAUGCUUUUAGAAUCAUGGGAUAUUUUGACAAGGAAGUCUGAAAAAAGGCAAAUCUGUGUGUUUCAAACUGUCUUCAAGAACAAUGUUUUAAACAAGUCAAGGACGCAUUUUUUUACAGUGUUAUUAGGUUUCAACCAUAAAAUGUUUGCUAAAAUUGUUCACCGCCCACAAAGUGGUGAGAUUGACUCACCUAUCUGUGAUCAUUAGGUGAAGAAUUUGAAUUGUGAAUUGAGAAUUGCUCCACAAGGUGAAAGGGCUGAUUAACCUAAGUAACUAAGCAGUUAAUUGAAGGGUAACAUAGAGUAAUAAAUGCAGCAUAACAAAUCACAACAAUGUAGAGCAUUUUGAAUCAUGUCACUUUUAUAAAUACUGAUAUUAUUUAGGAUGUAGAGUUGAUUUACACAAAAGGUAUUGGGUGCACAAAAUAGCAUGAGCUUCGUUCGACAACAUCAGACGUCAUAUUCUCGUCUUGCUACAAUCACAGUAUUACCCACCUCCUUAAUAUUAGUUGAACCACUUUUGUCUGGUACAAGAGGACAAUAUGAAAUAAUGAAGAAAUCAAGGAAUUUCUUAUGUUACACAAAGUUUCAGUUCUCUUGCCAGGAUCAUUAUCAAAACAAACCAUCGAAAUUUAACGAGGCGAUGCCUUGCUUCUUCAUUUAUACUAUCACUGAAGCCAUGUACAACUAUCGGUCUAAAGCAGUAUAUAACGUCAACAAUAGUUGUAAAUGGUCAGGCUUAUAUUUAGUCAGUCUAGUAGGCCAUGUCAAAUAUGUCACUUACAAGUUAGUUGUCGAUUUACAGUGUUCACAUUGCAGGUAAACUGGUUGUAACAUUAAAAUGCUAAGGAAUUGUGGUAGAAAUUAGGACAUGGCAAAAUGGUUUCGUGACAGUUCUAGGAAGUGGCACUUAUGUCUGUGGAAGGCACAGUGCUGUUCUUCCAUUUUAGUAGCUAAAUGUAAGCCCUAGUGUACUCUUUAAGCAAAGGAAUUUAUUAUUUGUGUUUCUGCAUAUCCCAUAUUUCCAGGGUUUGAGGUAAUACAGAUUUCUUUUAUUACAAAGUCAGUUACACUAUAUGUUUUAGUCAAUUUUUUUUAUGGUUUAAAACCUUUUUGUUGCUAAGAUCUCUGUGUUAAAAUUCAGAUUUGAUGUUGAUGUUUCUGCUCCUACAAUGUAAUUAAUUUAUGAAUGAUUGUCAGAAUUAUGUGAUAAUACUAUGGAGCAUGUAUCAGUGUGCCGCGUAUAAUACAUCAUGUAUAAAAAUAUGGGUAUUAGUACAUUUAUAAACAUGUGCAGGGCCUAGUUCACACAUAUUUCUCUUUUAAUCAGGUACAUUAUGUUUCAUGCCUUGCGGCAUUUCUUACCAAAAAAAAUAAAUUGUACAUGAAAGUAUUUCCGUAUGUAAGUCAUAUUUCAACAUCUUAAGUUAGAGAGUUUGAAAUGCUAAUUAGAGGUGUCUCUAAUGAGCAUUUCGUGUAAGACACUGUAAGGGAGACACACAUUUAGAGAUAGUUUAAUAUGUGAUCUUGAAAAUUCCUUGUGUAUAAUCCGAUUCUUUGAUAGUGCUAAUUACUGUUAAAAUGCUACUUAUUGCAUCAGCAAACCUUCUAACAUGGUUGAGAUGUAUGUUGUUGUUAAUAUGUGUAUGUAAAACAGGUGUUGUUAAAAGCAAUAAAAAUGAACUGUUC
Molecule: messenger RNA, 3420 nt
Organism: Liolophura sinensis
Lineage: Eukaryota; Metazoa; Mollusca; Polyplacophora; Chitonida; Chitonidae
Product: glucose-6-phosphate isomerase-like
Exons: 16
Coding region: 1-1566 (521 amino acids)
Biological process (GO): glycolytic process; gluconeogenesis; glucose 6-phosphate metabolic process
Cellular component (GO): cytosol
Molecular function (GO): carbohydrate derivative binding; monosaccharide binding; glucose-6-phosphate isomerase activity
Source: RefSeq, a predicted model, not a curated record